AUGUCGCCGGGGCUGCCGGAAGCGGUGAGACAUUCGCGGCAUUGCAACUUGUUACUUGAAAAGAAUCGGGCUGGUGAGGCAGAGCGUUGUCCUGGAUCAAAAGAAGCACCCACCUCUGGGCUUUUGUGGUGGCUGUUUUUGGUGGGCGAUCCUCUGGUGGUGGCGUCGCAUGCUGCAGCCAAAGCUGACUUGGCGCAUUUUCUUCUCCGUAACUGGAUAGCUACCGACCGGCCCGCCAAGGAAGCCGAGGACGCCACGGCCAGGGACAUGGGACCGGCCAACGACCUAUCUCGAUCCGGCUCGUCGCUUGCCAUCAACGCCGACGCGGGCAUCGAUGUCUUGUCCAACAGAGAGCAAAAGGCACAAGGCAAAAGGCAAGGACCACGACAGGGCCACUGCCACCUCUUCAACCACACUACUCCGUAUUCCACCGUCAUCCGCGCCAGUCCCUUUGGGAGUGGAACCAACUACCUCAUCCACCGCGUCAUAUCCACCAAUACAGAGCUUUUGUCAAGCAAAACUGGCGACUCGACAAAGGUUCCCGUCUUGAACUUAUUGCCUCCUCGAUCCACCUUUGGCCUGAUUCAGCGUCGACCCGCGCCUGGACGGUGGAUCUGUCUUGUUGGACAUCGAAACUUUCCAUAUGUCGCUGUCGGCAUGACGGUCCAACCACCAGCUCGCGCAACGCAUUGCCCGUCUUGCCGUCCUAGUAUGGUUCGGUCUACAAGUCCGUCCGUCCCUACCUCUCAAGACUUGGCGGCCCAUGUAACCAUGCCAGUCUCUGGCCUGACUCUCGACUAUGCUUUUGCCUUCGAAAGGGCCAUGCCAGUCUCUGGCCCGACUCUCAACUACGCUUUUGCCUUCGAAACGGCGCAUCAGAACCGAGUAUUGCCGCCUUUUCUGGCCGACAUAACCGUCGCAUCCCCAACGAAUACGCCUUCAUAUACUCACUCGUCCUAUGGCUGGGAACCUUUGCUCAACCAGCUCCCUCCGCGGGCCUUCUCAAACUCCUCUCUGGAACUCUUCACGGCGCUAGCUUCGCAACCCCAGACCAUGUUACCCAUACCCACCCAGUAUUAUCAUCAGCUGGUUUCCGACUGCCCUCUCGGGCUUUCAUGCCUGCAAGCUCCCAGCCUUGCUGCUCGUCAGCUCCCCAAAGUCCCUCUUCUCCGGAUGACGAGCUUCUGCGAAAGCUCACUCCCAACCAUGGUCGGGCUCAGGAAGAUUCUCUCCCGUCAAAAGACGAACCAGUCUGGCGACCACGAGGGUGAGCUCCAGGCCUUUCGCAAGCAGCACCGGUACGAUCCUUUUCUCGGCGAUGACAAGCUGCGCGCCGUCGACUCGGCUCUCGACUCGGGCAACGCCGAGAAACUCCGCGAUCUUGACAACAGCUUGAUUCAGGACGACUCGCCUUAUCCCGAAGUCCGCGCUGCCGUACCCAAUACCGACGAGGAUAUGCCCAUAAACACCAUCCGAGCCUGGGUCAUCGGUGGUAUUCUUUGCACUAUUGUGUCUGCCUGCAACGUACUCCUAGCCUUGCGCCGUACCCCCAUCUCCAUCAGCUCGACCGUUGUCCAGCUGGUCGCCUAUCCUAUCGGCUGCUUCUGGGCUUGGUUUAUGCCUGAAAAGAGCUUCCGGCUCUUUGGUCGCAACUUUGAGCUCAACCCAGGCCCUUUCAAUGUCAAGGAGCACACAAUCAUCACCAUGAUGACGGCCGCUGGGUCCGCCAUUAGCUAUGCUUUUGAUAUCCUUCUUGCCCAAGAAGUAUUUUACGACCAACAUUUCAAAUGGGGCUUUCAGAUCCUGCUCGUCCUCUCGACGCAGGCCAUGGGCUUUGGCAUCGCGGGCAUUGCCCGACGUUUCCUCAUUUACCCUUCUGCCAUGGUAUGGCCGGCGACCCUCGUCACCUGCGCCGUCAUGUACGCCCUGCACAAUCACCAGCCCGCGGACCCCGCGGCCACCAAUGGCUGGAAGAUUGGUCGCUACGCCUUCUUCCUCAUUGUGUCUUGCAGCACCUUCGUCUGGGAGUGGAUUCCCCAGGUUUUUGCGCAAAUUUUCCAGUUCUUCAAUUUUGCCUGCUGGAUCGCUCCCAACAAUGUGCUCGUGAACCAGGUGCUUGGUGCCCAGUCUGGACUCGGACUGAUUCCCAUUUCCUUUGACUGGAGCAUCGUCAGCGCCUUUCUCGGCAGUCCCCUUCAAGCGCCUGCCUUUGCCCUCGUCAACGUGGCCCUCGGCCUGGUCCUCGUGACGAUUGCCGCCUCUGGGCUGUCCUGGGCCGGCCCCGAAUUCUACCGCUACCUACCAAUCAGUGCCAAUACCAACUUUGACCGCUUUGCCAAAAAGUACAACACGACGCGCAUCCUCACCCCCGAGUUCACCAUGAACGAGACGGCCUACCGAGAGUACUCGCCCAUUCUGAUUUCUCCCACGUUUACGCUCUCCUAUGGCAUGUCCUUUGCCGCCCUCAUCUCAACUCUGGUCCACGUCGCCAUCUUCUACGGCCCUGAUAUUUGGCGCCGCAGCCGCAACAUGCGCUCUGAGGAGCCCGACGUGCACCUGAAGCUGAUGCGCAAGUACAAGGAGGCUCCCGAGUGGUGGUUCCUGGCCAUUUUUUCUAUGAGCUUUGCCUUUGGCAUGAUUGCCUCUCAAGUCUGGCCUACCCACCUGCCGUGGUGGGCAUUCAUCAUUUGCAUUGCUCUCGGCGUCGUCUUCUUCAUCCCCAUUGGCACCGUGCAAGCCAUCACCAACCAGCAGACCGGCCUCAACGUCAUCACCGAGCUGGUGGUGGGCUUUAUGCUGCCGGGCCGUCCCAUUGCCAUGAUGAUGUUUAAGUGCUGGGGCUAUAUGAUUAUCUACUACGGUCUCAACUAUAUUUCCGACAUGAAGGUUGGCCACUACAUGAAGAUUCCGCCCCGCUCCAUGUUUGCCGCCCAGGCUUUUGCCGUCAUUUGGCUGUCCCUGGUGCAGGUGGCGACGUACAACUUCUUGCUCGGCAACAUCGAGGGCAUCUGCACCGAGAACCAGCCCCAGGGCCUCAUCUGCCCGGCCGCGCGCACCUUUUUCAACGCCAGCGUCAUCUGGGGCGUCAUUGGCCCCGCCAAGAUGUUUGGCGCCGGCCAGCUCUUUGCCUGGCUCAACUGGUUCUGGCUCAUCGGCGCCGCCCUGCCCGUGAUGCAGUACUUGAUCACCCGCCGCUACCCCAAGAGCAUCUUUCGCUACAUGCUGACGCCCGUCAUCUUUGGCGCGGCCGGCCAGAUCCCGCCCGCCACGCUCUACUACAUCUGGCAGUUCGUCACAGUCGGCCUCGUCUUCAACUGGUUCAUCCGCCGCCGCUACUUUGGCUGGUGGCAGCAGUACAACUACACGCUCUCGGGCGCCCUCGACAUUGGCAACGCCCUCGCCAGUGUCGUCAUUGCCCUCGCCCUCGGCCUGGGCAACGCCAACUUUCCCGACUGGUGGGGCAACACAGUGCCCUACAACAACCUCGACGGCUGGUACAAUGCCACGACAAAGGUUUUUCAAAAGGGCCAGACGCCUCUGGGACCGGAAAAGUGGUAUUGA
Messenger RNA from Cordyceps militaris CM01, 3561 nucleotides. RefSeq names its product small oligopeptide transporter, OPT family. The transcript has 7 exons. Lineage: Eukaryota; Fungi; Ascomycota; Sordariomycetes; Hypocreales; Cordycipitaceae. The record is from RefSeq and is a predicted model, not a curated record. Gene Ontology annotation, molecular function: oligopeptide transmembrane transporter activity. Gene Ontology annotation, biological process: transmembrane transport. Bases 1 to 3561 code for a protein of 1186 amino acids.